AAGCAGACCAAUGGUGGGAUUGCCGUCUUCACUAGCGGUGCAGUGCUGUCAGACGCACCUGGGUUCCAUUGGCAUCAUGAAUCACAAAAUGUUUUCCUAAAAGUAAUACAUAACCCUGAACUGCUUGGCCCUCAUACAGAAACAUUUGACCUUGCUGCUCCCGGGGAUUGGGUAAACUUCUUCCUUUACGUUGGGGAGACGUACGGCGGCGUUAUUGUACCUGAUGAUGACAAUCGCAACCUCAAAUCCACGCUGAUCCCGAAACUCAUGGCAUUCAAGGAUCGCUUCGAUGUUCGUUUCAAGAGAGACUAUCAGGCACCUGAAUUAGGUUCAUGGGCAGACUCUGAGAAUCAGCUACCAACUCCUGAGCAAGCAUAUUUUCUGCAGGCAAACAAGAGCCCACGAUGGAUCUUGGGUGGUGUCCUCUCCAGGCCUUUCAUUCAUGCGGAACAAACUGGAGAAAAAUUCGCUAUUUUGAGCAUAGAAUCAUCAAAUUUUUGCGAUGUAUUGCAGCAAGCAUUAUCAUGUUGGCUAACAUUGAGUGGAGUUGACUACUGCUUUUGUGUUCAAGAGGGGCUGCUUCGGGUGCAAUUGCAAUCUAGUAAUGGCUGGAAUGAGGAACUGAUCAAGCAAGCUGGUGAAAGGUAUGAUGGUUUCGUCAUACCAGACGUCCCUGUAACUGCUGGUGGUCAUGCAAUACUUACUGCUUAUCAAAGCUGA
Molecule: messenger RNA, 720 nt
Organism: Bipolaris maydis ATCC 48331
Lineage: Eukaryota; Fungi; Ascomycota; Dothideomycetes; Pleosporales; Pleosporaceae
Source: RefSeq, a predicted model, not a curated record